Molecule: messenger RNA, 2167 nt
Organism: [Candida] anglica
Lineage: Eukaryota; Fungi; Ascomycota; Pichiomycetes; Serinales; Debaryomycetaceae
Source: the annotation of a GenBank genome assembly
AUUUGUGGAAAAUGGCGGAGCCGGGCACUCUGACACUGCAGAUACCACAUGUGCUGAUAUUGCAAGCACAAGAUGAGGGACCUAACUCAAUCUUGCAUGUAACAGAUAGUAUUGAUAGGAGUGGAGUCGCACAUCAACAAACACAACAAGUUAAACAUGAAAUGGAUGGUAUACAAGAAUUACACACCCUGCAAAACAUUCAGCAUACCCCUGUACAUACCCAGGGACAUACUUCAACCCAGAUACCGAGUGGUACAACACCGACAUAUCCUCUUGAGUCUUACAAACCAAAGGCGGAAACUCUAGAUCAUACAACAACAAAUUCAACCCCUCCAAAGAGUAAUCGCUUAGUAAUUCUUUAUGACCAGCCUAGAUUUUCACACACCAAGCAACAAAUUGAAGACUUACAUAAACAACCAAAUGAAGUUGUAACUGUAGUGGAUCUGCUUCGUGAUCUUGGGUCUAAUGAAACUGUAACGAAGGAAGGCUAUUCUUCUUUAAACAUUUGUGUUGAAUAUAACGAUGAAUUCGAAGCUAAUUUAAAACUCUUGAGUGAUUUCAUCGAAACAAGUGCAUCUAUUAUUAAAAAAAUUCCACAAAUUGCAUAUCAUAUUCAUUUUGACUUUGAUAAAAAUUGGCUGGAUGUUCUGACUUAUGAACGUGACGCAUAUAAACGGUUCCUUCUGGUUCUCAGUACUGCGGCUGCUUCUCAAGUACAUCAAUGUUCCAUCAUAAAUAAAUACGAGCUCAACACGAUCUACCUCACAGACAAGCAGGACCUUGCAAAAUUGGGACAAGAAAUUCAAGAAGAUUGUGCCAAUUGGCCGAAUUUGAAAAUAUGUGAUUAUGGAGAAAAUUUCAUUCGUUUUUUCCCCGGUGUACGAUUUCCAGAUUCAUUGGAAGUGCUAAAUAUUGGAGGUGGAUACUCUCUUGAAACCCUUUCAGGGUUUAAGAUGCCACCACACUUGAAGGUUUUAAUUGCCUCGAAAGGUUCUAUCACCUCAAUCGAUAACGUUGUAUUCCCACCAACUUUGGAAAGACUAGAGUUGGUUGAUAAUAAGAUAUAUUUCUUAAAUUAUGUUCAACUUCCAACCGGCUUGCAAAGUUUGGACGUAUCGCAAAAUAGAAUCGAUAAUCUCAGAGGAGUAAAUUUCCCAAGAUCUUUGAGGUCUUUGUCGUUAGCUAUAAACCCCAUAGAAUGCAUAAAAGGAGUCAAAUUCCCUGAAAGUUUAGAAUAUUUGGAUGUAUCUUAUAUUCCAAAUGAAUCUAUGACCGGGGUUAAAUUUCCUGAUCAUUUACAGAACUUGAAUUUACAACAAUCCAUGACCAAUACAAGAGGAUUAAAGUUACCACCUCAUUUAAUCAGUUUAAACUUAGCUCGAAAUGGGGUAAACAGUAUAAAUCCUCUUAAAUUACCUAAUUCCAUCAAAUAUCUUCAUUUGGGUCAAAAUAAUAUCAAAACCUUAAACAAGGUUCAAUUCCCAUCAUGUUUAAAAGAAUUAUAUCUUGGUGAUAAUCUUGUUACAACAUUGAAAAACAUACAUUUCCCAAUGACCCUCGAAGUUUUGGAUAUGAAUAUGGAUCCAAAUUGGGAAGAACAUGAGAAAUAUUUGACAACUUUAAAAGAUGUUGUAUUCCCACCUAAUUUAAGAGUGUUACGAUUACGUGGUCAUAAGAUAAAAAGUUUAGAAUCGGUGGAAUUCCCAUAUAAUUUAGAAGAACUUAGUCUCGCAUAUAAUGACUUGAAGAUUAUCCGAAAUGUGAGGCUUGGUCGUAACUUGAAGGUAUUGGACUUGGGUGGGAACAAUGAAUUAAUGGGGGUUGAUAUGUUAUUGGUUCCUGAUUCCGUCACUGACCUUUACGUUGCUGAACAUCAAGUUGGAAACUUACCAGGAUAUAUUAUUGAAAGGGCUAACAGAAGACAGUUGACAAUAAGCGUAACUUCCUUCUACUAAAAUAUUUUAAUUAUAUAGUUAGUUUGUAUGUGAUAGAAUGCUUUAUGAACUUUCCUUUGAAAUCAAAUUCCGACUAUUAUCUAUUUAGAUAUUUACGUUGUCCUUUUCGUGUUCACUAAAUGUGUAUUAUAAUUAUACAUAAGUAGAGUCUAGACUACAAUUUGGAAGUGUAUGUGGGUGGUUGAGAGUGUGGUGUAUGAGUUUCAAAGAAU